AUGGCCGACGACUAUGUUGAUUUUAAGCUUUAUCGCUAUGAUCCGUCCAUGGCAGCGGCCGUCAUCUUUAUCAUCCUCUUCCUGCUUGUAACAGCAAUCCAUUUCUAUCAAAUGAUACGCACAAAAGCCUGGAUCUUUAUCCCUUUCGUCAUAGGCGGACUUUUUCAAUGCAUUGGAUACAUAGGCAGGGCGAAAUCGUCGGCCGAAUCACCGAACUGGACGGUACCCACUUACUCGAUCCAAACGAUCCUCUUGCUCGUCGCUCCGGCCCUAUACGCAGCGAGUAUUUACAUGAUGCUUGGACGGAUAAUCCUGGUCACUGACGGAGAGUCUCAUUCUGUCAUUCCGAAGAGAUGGCUCACAAAGAUCUUUGUGACUGGAGACGUAGUCUCUUUCAUCAUGCAAGGUGCUGGCGGAGGCAUAAUGGCGAGCGGUACAGUCAGUGCCUUAAAAACAGGGGAGAACAUCAUCAUCGGCGGUCUGGUAGUGCAGCUCCUCUUCUUUGGUUGCUUUGUGGUCACAAGCGCAAUCUUUCACAUCCGCAUGCGCAAAGUCCCUACAACCAAGAUUCUUGCGCAGAGUAUACCGUGGGAGAGGCAUCUGUACGCACUGUAUGGUGCCAGCAUGCUGAUCCUGAUUCGCUCUCUGUUUCGGCUUAUAGAAUAUGCACAGGGCAACGAUGGGUACCUGAUUUCGCACGAGGUUUUCCUUUACAUCUUUGACUCGACACUCAUGUUGGCUACAAUGGUCUGGCUGGCAUUUAUUCACCCGAGCGAGAUAACAGCCCUGCUCGGAAACGGAAAAGGGAAAGCAGUACGACAUGUAAUUUCGCUUUACUCGCUUUAG
Messenger RNA from Boeremia exigua, 846 nucleotides. Its product is annotated as putative RTM1-like protein. Gene Ontology annotation, cellular component: membrane. The record is from RefSeq and is a predicted model, not a curated record. NCBI's taxonomy places the organism in Eukaryota, Fungi, Ascomycota, Dothideomycetes, Pleosporales, Didymellaceae. The transcript has 4 exons. The coding region runs from base 1 to 846 and encodes 281 amino acids.